CGCGCCCGUUCUGCCGGCGAGGAAAGUGGGACUAACCCAAGGCGCCCGAGAGGAACGGUCUGCUCACGGUCCUGUCCCCAUUGCCCCGGGGCCUGCACUUUGCCACCACCAAGACAUAAUCCGGAAGCUGCGCUAGCUGGGCACGAACGCCCGCGCACACUCCUUCCCCGGGGCCCUUUCUACAGGCUCUCGAAACCCGGUGGGGUCAGAGCGCGUGAAAGGCAGGCGCGGGACGGGCGGCCGUGCAGGGACAGUUUUCAUGUAUCGCUCAAUGCGUGCCUGAAUAGGUGCUCUUGUUUCCUUUUCCACGAGAGGAAACAGGCUCAAGAGGUUGAGCGGUAGCUUACCGUAGGUUUGGGGAAGAUCUGACCCCACGGGUGUCGCUCUGAACUACUUGGUCCUGUCUCAGAAAUUUACCGCUUCCCCAGACCCUCUCCCGAGUCUUUCGUCUCCGAGCCUGGAGCAGCCCUUCCUCUCCUAUCCAGAAGUAAGGCCACUAGCCUUGGGGACUUAGGGAGAUCGACGCCAAAGGCCUCUGCUGUGUGGGGCUGUGUAGAAGCUGGGGCUGGGAGGCCCAGCACUUCCUGUGCCAGCAGGCCGGCUCCAUGCCAGGCACCUGGUGGCUGGCAGCUUGUCAGCUGGACCUUGCCCAGGGCCUGGGAGGGAGUCUGGUAGGCUGCAGUCAGCGGUGAGGCUACCGGCCCUGACACUGCAGGGGAUGUAGUUCUGGAGUCCCAACAGAUGGUCCCUGCCCCGUGCCCUUGGCCAAACUCCCCUGGGUUCUGUAGAUCCACCUUCCCUCCCCUCUCUCCUUGAUUGUCCUCCCUUCCCGGAGCUGGAACAGAGUGGGGCGCUUAAGAGCGUGGAUUCUAUGGGACUUUGAAUCUUGCUUGGUCUCCUUAGCUGUAAGAAGAUUAAUGACAAGAGGAUCUGAUAAGAGGACCUGUAUAUAGCACGAUAUGUGCCUAACCAACACCGAGGUUCCUGUGACCUCUGACGUGCUCCGCCCUCCUUCCUGGGGGAGGAGGAUUGCCUCUCCUCACCUGGCCCAGCUCCUUGACCAUCUUGUUCCUCCCCCUGCUUGGGUUCAGGUGGACACGGCAAGCAUCCAGCAUGGUGGGGAGAGUGUGGCGGCCGUGCUGAGGGCCCACGGUGUAAGGUUCCUCUUCACGCUGGUUGGUGGGCACAUUUCCCCACUGCUGGUGGCCUGUGAGAAGCUGGGCAUCCGUGUGGUGGACACGCGCCACGAAGUCACGGCCGUCUUUGCUGCCGAUGCUGUGGCCCGCCUGACUGGGACGCUGGGUGUGGCGGCGGUGACGGCAGGCCCUGGCCUCACCAACACGGUGACUGCGGUGAAGAAUGCCCAGAUAGCUCAGUCCCCAGUCCUGCUUCUGGGGGGCGCUGCCGGCACCCUGCUGCAGAACCGGGGUGCCCUCCAAGCCAUUGAUCAGAUGUCCCUGUUCCGGCCACUCUGCAAGUUCUGUGCUUCCGUGCAGAGGGUGCGGGACAUCGUGCCCACCCUGAGGGCUGCGGCGGCUGCUGCUCAGUCAGGCACCCCGGGCCCAGUAUUUGUGGAGCUACCCAUUGACGUGCUGUACCCCUACUUCAUCGUCCGGAAGGAGGUGGUGCCAGCCAUGCCACCCAAGGGCCUCAUGGGUCGAGUGGUUUCCUGGUAUUUAGAGAAUCACCUGGCCAACCUCUUUGCAGGAGCCUGGGAGCCUCAGCCCGAGGGGCCUCUGCCUCUGGACAUCCCCCAGGCAUCCGCCCAGCAGGUUCAGCGCUGUGUGGAGAUCUUGAGUCGGGCCAAAAGGCCCCUUAUUUUGCUGGGGAGCCAGGCCCUGCUGCCCCCGAUACCUGCCGACAAGCUUCGGGCUGCCGUGGAGACCCUGGGUGUCCCCUGCUUUCUUGGGGGGAUGGCACGGGGGCUGCUGGGCCGCAACCACCCCCUCCACAUCCGGCAGAACCGCAGCGCCGCCCUGAAGAAGGCAGACGUCGUCCUGCUGGCAGGAAUCAUCUGUGAUUUCCGCCUCUCCUAUGGCCGUGUCCUCAGCCGCAGCAGCAAGAUCAUCAUUGUCAACCGUAACCGGAAAGACAUGUUGAUCAACUCAGACAUCUUCUGGAAGCCCCAGGAGGCUGUGCAGGGAGAUGUGGGCUCCUUCAUGGUGAAGCUGGUGGAAGGCCUUGAGGGCCAGACGUGGGCCUCUGACUGGGCAGAGGAGCUUCGGGAAGCCGACCGGCAGAAGGAACAGACCUUUCGGGAGAAGGCGUUGAUGCCUGCAGCCCAGCACCUGAACCCGGUACGGGUGUUGCAGCUGGUGGAGGAAACUCUGCCUGACAACUCAAUUCUGGUGGUCGACGGUGGGGACUUCGUGGGCACUGCUGCCCACCUGGUGCAGCCCCGUGGCCCCCUGCGCUGGCUCGAUCCUGGGGCCUUCGGGACGCUGGGGGUUGGUGCAGGAUUUGCACUUGGAGCCAAACUGUGCCGGCCAGAUGCCGAGGUCUGGUGCCUCUUUGGGGAUGGAGCAUUUGGCUACAGCCUCAUCGAAUUUGACACCUUCGUCAGACACAAGAUCCCAGUGAUGGCCUUGAUAGGGAAUGAUGCUGGUUGGACCCAGAUUUCACGGGAGCAAGUGCCCUGUCUGGGCAGCAAUGUGGCCUGUGGCUUGGCUUACACUGAUUAUCACAAGGCAGCCAUGGGACUAGGGGCCCAGGGCUUGCUGCUCUCACGGCAGAAUGAGGAUCAGGUGGUCAAGGUGCUGCGUGAUGCCCAGCAGCAGUGCCGAGAUGGCCACCCAGUUGUGGUCAACAUCCUCAUCGGGAGGACGGACUUCCGAGACGGCUCCAUUGCUGUGUAGGGCCUUGUGGGUCAGUACCCUUGGCUCCCUUCCCACCCUGGGACUGUGCCUAGCUGGUUUGGAGUCUCAUCUUUGCCUGCCCUAGGCCUAUUCCAUGAGGCCCAGUGAUGCUACAACCCUCUCUGAGGACAGCGAGGGGCUGGAGGGGUCAGAGCUAAAAGAGGCUCCCUGACAGCACAGGACAGCUCUUGGGCCUUUUUCUCUGUGGGCCCAACUCUGCACCUUUUCUCUCCCUCUCUUAUGCACUGAAUAAACCACCUUUGAUCCACUUGGGCCCAAGUA
Molecule: messenger RNA, 3137 nt
Organism: Equus caballus (horse)
Lineage: Eukaryota; Metazoa; Chordata; Mammalia; Perissodactyla; Equidae
Gene: HACL2
Product: ilvB acetolactate synthase like
Biological process (GO): L-valine biosynthetic process
Cellular component (GO): acetolactate synthase complex
Molecular function (GO): acetolactate synthase activity; magnesium ion binding; flavin adenine dinucleotide binding
Source: RefSeq, a predicted model, not a curated record